Messenger RNA from Glycine soja, 3490 nucleotides. RefSeq names its product cellulose synthase-like protein D4. Gene Ontology annotation, molecular function: mannan synthase activity; cellulose synthase (UDP-forming) activity. Gene Ontology annotation, cellular component: trans-Golgi network; plasma membrane. The record is from RefSeq and is a predicted model, not a curated record. Lineage: Eukaryota; Viridiplantae; Streptophyta; Magnoliopsida; Fabales; Fabaceae. The transcript has 5 exons. Bases 1 to 3384 code for a protein of 1127 amino acids. Gene Ontology annotation, biological process: cellulose biosynthetic process; plant-type primary cell wall biogenesis.
AUGUCAUCCAUUAAUAGGCAACCUUCGAAGAAAUCUGCACGUAAUUCUGGAGGAUCAACAUCUCAAGGGUCACAAAGCUCUGGCGGGCCAAGUGUUAAGUUUGCGAGAAGAACUUCAAGUGGGAGAUAUGUGAGUCUGUCAAGGGAUGACAUUGAUAUGUCCUCAGACUUAUCAGGGGAUUACAUGAACUACACUGUUCAUAUACCUCCUACCCCAGACAAUCAACCCAUGGACUCAUCUGUUGCAAUGAAAGCUGAAGAACAAUAUGUUUCUAAUUCUUUGUUUACCGGGGGAUUCAACAGCGUCACUAGAGCGCAUCUAAUGGAUAAGGUCAUUGAUUCUGAAGUCACUCAUCCUCAAAUGGCAGGCUCCAAAGGCUCUCUAUGUUCAAUUUGUGAUGGCAGGGUCAUGAGGGAUGAGAGGGGACAUGAUGUCACUCCCUGUGAGUGCAGGUUCAAGAUUUGUAGAGAUUGCUUUAUAGAUGCACAAAAAGAAUCUGGUAUGUGUCCCGGUUGCAAGGAGCCAUAUAAAGUCGGGGAAUAUGAGGAAGACCUCACAGAUCAGUAUUCUAACAAUGGGGCAUUGCCAUUAACAGCGCCAAAUGGUUCCAAACGUAACGCAAACAACAUGUCAGUUAUGAAGAGAAAUCAAAAUGGAGAAUUUGACCAUAACAAGUGGUUGUUUGAGACUCAAGGUACCUACGGAGUUGGUAAUGCAUAUUGGCCCCAAGAUGAAAUGUAUGGUGAUGAUGGUGAUGAUGCCCUAAAGGAAGGAAUACUGGAUCAAGAGAAGCCAUGGAAGCCUUUGAGCCGGGUAAUGCCAAUUCCAUCAGGCAUCAUAAGUCCUUACAGGUUACUUAUCGUGGUGCGACUUAUAGUAUUGUGCUUUUUUUUACACUGGAGAGUGGUAAAUCCAAAUAAAGAUGCAGUAUGGUUGUGGCUUAUGUCAAUUACUUGUGAGAUAUGGUUUGGCUUCUCAUGGAUUCUAGAUCAAGUUCCGAAGCUUUGCCCUGUGAAUCGUUCCACUGACCUUGAAGCCCUUCAUGAGAAAUUUGAUAGUCCAUCCCCAUCAAAUCCAACAGGGCGAUCUGAUCUACCCGGUAUGGACGUUUUUGUGUCCACUGCUGAUCCCGAGAAGGAGCCACCUCUAACCACUGCCAAUACCAUUCUUUCCAUAUUGGCAGUUGAUUACCCUGUUGAAAAGCUUGCAUGCUACGUUUCUGAUGAUGGAGGUGCUCUCUUGACCUUUGAAGCCAUGGCUGAGGCUGCAAGUUUUGCUGAUUUAUGGGUUCCCUUUUGCCGAAAACACAACAUCGAGCCGAGGAAUCCAGAGUCAUAUUUCAGCUUAAAAGUUGAUCCUACCAAGAACAAAAGCAGAACUGAUUUUGUGAAGGACAGAAGGAGAGUUAAGAGGGAGUAUGAUGAGUUCAAGGUACGUAUAAAUGGCCUUCCAGAUUCCAUCAGGAGAAGAUCUGAUGCAUUUAAUGCCAGAGAGGAGAUGAAGAUGAUGAAGCAUAUGAAAGAGAGUGGGGCUGACCCUUCUGAGCCUGUCAAAGUGUUAAAGGCCACAUGGAUGGCUGAUGGCACCCACUGGCCUGGUACAUGGGCCAGUCCUUCUGGUGAACAUGCUAAAGGUGAUCAUGCUGGAAUACUUCAGGUGAUGCUAAAGCCACCAAGUCCCGAUCCGUUAUUUGGAACUGCAGAUGAAAAGAUUCUAGACUUCACAGGGGUAGAUACACGGUUGCCAAUGUUUGUAUAUGUUUCUCGGGAGAAACGACCAGGUUACGAUCACAACAAGAAAGCUGGUGCGAUGAAUGCAUUAGUUCGAGCAUCUGCAAUUUUGUCGAACGGGCCAUUCAUUCUAAACUUUGACUGUGACCAUUAUAUCUAUAACUGCAAGGCAGUACGAGAAGGGAUGUGCUUCAUGAUGGACAGAGGUGGCGAGGACAUAUGCUACAUCCAGUUCCCACAAAGAUUCGAAGGCAUUGACCCUUCAGAUCGUUAUGCAAACCACAACACUGUGUUCUUUGAUGGAAACAUGCGAGCCCUUGAUGGUCUACAAGGUCCAAUGUACGUGGGAACAGGAUGCAUGUUUCGACGAUUUGCUCUAUACGGAUUCGACCCUCCAGUAGUGGACAAGGACGCUGACAAUAAGAACGAUGGUAAAAGGCUUCAAGGGUCCGAAACGCCAGCCAUGAAUGCCAGCGAGUUUGAUCCAAACCUUGACGUGAACUUACUCCCAAAGCGCUUUGGCAAUUCAACAAUGCUGGCUGAGAGCAUACCCAUCGCAGAGUUCCAAGGACGUCCUUUAGCAGAUCACCCCGCCAUCAAGUUUGGACGUCCACUCGGUGUUCUUAGGACACCUCGCGAGCCACUCGAUGCUACUACCGUAGCCGAAGCCGUAUCUGUCAUUUCUUGUUGGUACGAAGACAAGACUGAAUGGGGAGACAGAGUGGGAUGGAUAUACGGAUCUGUGACAGAAGAUGUGGUUACAGGAUACCGCAUGCAUAACCGGGGAUGGCGUUCUGUGUAUUGCAUAACGAAGCGAGAUGCAUUUCGUGGAUCUGCACCAAUUAACCUCACGGAUCGACUGCACCAGGUUCUGAGAUGGGCCACAGGCUCAGUUGAAAUAUUCUUCUCUAAGAACAACGCAUUCCUCGCCAGCAAGCGCCUCAAGCUUCUCCAGCGUCUCUCUUAUCUCAACGUUGGCAUCUACCCCUUCACCUCCGUCUUCCUUGUCGUCUAUUGCUUCCUCCCCGCUCUCUCUUUGUUCUCUGGUUUCUUCAUUGUCGAAACUCUCAGCAUUGCCUUCUUAAUCUACUUGCUCAUCAUCACCGUAUGCCUGGUUAUGCUGGCCAUUCUGGAGGUGAAGUGGUCUGGUGUGGAGUUAGAGCAGUGGUGGAGAAACGAACAGUUUUGGCUCAUUUCUGGAACCAGUGCUCACUUGGCUGCUGUGGUGCAAGGACUCCUCAAGGUUAUGGCAGGGAUAGAGAUCUCUUUCACGCUGACGUCGAAAUCUGCCGGGGAAGAUGAGGAUGACAUGUUUGCAGAUUUGUACAUAGUCAAGUGGAGCUCACUCAUGGUUCCGCCAAUUGUUAUUGCUAUGACCAACAUCAUUGCCAUUGCGGUUGCUUUUUCCAGGACUAUUUACAGUGCCAAUCCACAAUGGAGCAAGUUUAUUGGAGGUGCAUUCUUCAGUUUCUGGGUGCUUGCUCAUUUGUACCCGUUUGCAAAAGGGUUGAUGGGGAGGAGAGGCAAGACACCCACUAUUGUCUUUGUGUGGUCAGGUCUCAUUGCCAUCACACUUUCUUUGCUUUGGGUUUCCAUUAGCCCACCCCAAGGUGCUGACGGACAAGGUGUAGGGGGAGAUUUUCAAUUUCCAUGAAAUAAUAGUAAUAACUACAUUAACAAUAUUAUUGCUAAUGCUAGGCCUGGUGGGUGGGUGUGGCUCAUGUUUUUAGCUUUUCUUUUUGUCUUAUUCUUAUUAUAUG